Debaryomyces fabryi is the source of this 1311-nucleotide messenger RNA. RefSeq names its product Ent3p (gene ENT3). Gene Ontology annotation, molecular function: clathrin binding; phospholipid binding. The transcript has a single exon. The record is from RefSeq and is a predicted model, not a curated record. NCBI's taxonomy places the organism in Eukaryota, Fungi, Ascomycota, Pichiomycetes, Serinales, Debaryomycetaceae. Gene Ontology annotation, cellular component: clathrin vesicle coat; endosome; plasma membrane. Bases 1 to 1311 code for a protein of 436 amino acids. Gene Ontology annotation, biological process: Golgi to endosome transport; endocytosis.
AUGAAUUUGACUGAAAUGGAAGCUAAAGUUCGUGAAGCCACAAAUAAUGAACCAUGGGGUGCUUCGUCGACUUUGAUGCAACAAAUUGCAGCUGGAACUUACAAUUAUAGAGAAAGGGAAGAGAUCGUGAGCUUCAUAUUUCGUCGUUUCACCGAAAAAGCCGCUAAUGAAUGGAGGCAGAUAUACAAAUCAUUGCAAUUAUUAGAAUAUUUGAUUAAAAAUGGAUCGGAAAGAAUUAUCGAUGAUGUGAGGGCGAACUUAUCAUUGAUUCAAAUGUUAAAAUCAUUCCACUACAUCGAUUCUAAGGGAAGAGAUCAGGGGCUUAAUGUUAGAAACAGAUCUAAGACAUUAAUAUCGUUGUUGAAUGACGAUGCAUUAAUUAGAUCUGAACGUAAAAAGGCAAGAAAUAAUGCAAAGAAAUUCGGCGGUGUGUCAUCUGGUGCAUUUGGUGGUGCAGCUUCAAUUACACCCGGAUCUAACCAUGGUUACGAUGAUGACUACACGAACAAGGUUUAUGGUGAUGGUGGUGUUUAUGGGGAAAGAUAUGAAGAUCCGGCUGCACAAUACAAUAGCAAUUCUAAUGAUAAUUUUGAAGAAUACGAUGUUGAAACUUCAAAAAGUUCUUCUAAACCAACUACUGGGUCGUCAAAGGUUCAUGCAACCGCAUCUUCAUCUUCCAAAUCUAAGCCUCAACCUCAAGAGCCACCACAAGAUUUAUUGCAAGAUUUAGUUACAUUUGACGAGUCUAGCUCCUCUGCUAAUGCAAAAUCAUCAGCUCCUGUUCAAGAUGAUGAUGACGACUUUGAUGAUUUCCAAGCAGCCCCAUCGCAACCGCAGAAACCUAAUAUUUCCAACAGCUUAUCAAACUUAUACCAACAACAGCCACAACAGCAAAGCUUUUUCCAACAACCACAACAGCAAAGCUUUUUCCAACAACCACAACAGCAACAAAACACAAUGCAACAACCACAGCAACAGUUUAGUAAUGGAGCUCCAAGCUAUAAUAAUAUAAACACAUCGUCGAGUUCUGCAACUACUACUGGGCCUGCCAAAUCAUCGAACAACGAUGCAUUCUCAUCUUUGUUUUCUUCUGCAAAAUCAAAAAACAAGACUUCAAGUCCUUCUGUGAGCAGCUCUAAAAAAGAGCAGAAUGCACCUGCUGCUACGAACACUACUAACGAUGAUGAUUUCUUUGGUGAUUUCAGCUCCAAUAACACUUCAACUGCAAAUGGAAAUGGUGCGAACGCUAAUAGUAGCAAUAGUAAUAAUAAUGCUAACAGCAACGGUGAAAUUGAUUUAUUAAGUUUCUAG